Messenger RNA from Salpingoeca rosetta, 2583 nucleotides. RefSeq lists its product as uncharacterized. NCBI's taxonomy places the organism in Eukaryota, Choanoflagellata, Craspedida, Salpingoecidae. The transcript is spliced from 2 exons. Bases 1 to 2583 code for a protein of 860 amino acids. The record is from RefSeq and is a predicted model, not a curated record.
AUGUCCAAAGGCCACUCGAUCCUCCGCGACACCGCCUCCGUCGCGGAGUGGAGCGACGACAUCAAGGAGCAGGUGAAGCAGAAGAUCAUCACGACAGGCAGCGCAGGCCUGCCCAGCAGGGGCGACGACAACAGCGGCGGCGACGCUGGCGGCGACGGGCCACUCGCCAGAACCACCAUCGACGAUCUCCCGGCAGAAAAGAUCACGGAUGCGCUGUACACGCUGGACAGGCAGGCGGCGGCGGGCGCCACCGGGCUCACGCCCGCGACCCUGGCGCAGCUGCACGAGCACGGAGCAUCCCUGCCGAAGCUGGUCAACGCGCUAUAUCAUGGCAAGUUUCGGAAGCGCAUGCCACUCCUCAUGGGUGGACGCGUGGUGCCGCUGACGAAGAGCAAUGGCGGCAUCCGACCUGUGGUCCCCAUGGACAGCAUCGCCAAGCUCCUGGAGAAGACGGUCUUCAGCGCGCACAAGGCCGAGAUCGCCGACGCCCUAUGCCCGCACCAACUCGGCGUCGGCAUCCCCGCCGGCACAGAGUGCAUCGUGCAUGGCCUGCGUGAGUACCUGCGGGCCCACCGGGACCACGUGGCGCAGGCGCUCGACAUCUCCAACGCCUUUGGCGCAGUGACGCGACGCUCAAUCUACGACGCCAUCAGCCGCCGCUUCCCGAGCCUCGCACAUUGCUUCCUGGCGACGUACGGCCAGGCACCGGUCGUCGUCACGCCGGGUGGCGACACCCUCCACAUGCGCGAUGGCAUCGCGCAGGGCGGUCCGCUCUCACCGGCGUAUUUUGCCCUCGCCACGAUCCACGCGCUGAAGGAAACCGACAAGGCCCACCCCACGGUCACCGUCGUCGCGUACCUUGAUGACACCUACAUCGUUGGCCCGCGCGAUGACGUCAAGGCGGCCGCGGAGCGGCUCGACAUGGAGAUCCGCCGGACGGGGCUGAAGAUCAAUGAAGACAAGACGGUCGUCAUCCCCUACGGCGACCAGACCGCGAAAGUGCUGGGCGUCCCCCUCUUCGGGCCAUACGAGGCAUCCCACCUCGACGAGACACGGAGGGCUCUCGACCUGGCGAGCGCCCACUUGCCGGCGCAACUGGUCUUCCAGUUCCUUCGGUACUGCAUUACGACCAAGUCCGGCUACUUCAUGCGCACGACCCGUCGGUCGAAGGAGCACUGCGAAGCGCUCGACGACAUUAUCGCGGAGCAGCUUCGGCGCAUGAUGGGCGCCUUCAAGCCCCUGUCAUCGCGGGCCCUGACGCGGGCACGACGACCCAUCAAACAAGGAGGCCUUGGGCUACGGAGGCAGACAAGCGUCGCCCCCGCCGCCUUCCUCGGCUCCGUCUGCAGCUUCAGCAAGAGCCCUCACCACCCUUUCCAAGCAUACACCACGCCGGGCGCCGAAUUGGAGGCGGAGAUAGCGCAAGCCAUCGCGGAUCUGCACCUCGGCGACGACGGCCCCCGUGACACGAGGGACGUUCUAAACCACGACGCUCGCAGCUUGCAGCAGUUCCUGACCCAGAUCAUGGACAGGAAGACGGGCUGGGACGAGAACCCACGCAACCGAGCCAUUCAACGAGGAGCCAGCCUGCACGGCGGCUACGAGUGGCUCCUGGCCCUGCCCAGCUGCAAGGACCUACGGAUGUCGGACAAGGUGUUUCGGUUUGCUCUGAGCCAGCGGAUUCGGACACCUUGCUCCGAGUCGCGUGCAUCAGGCAGCUGCUACUGCUGCGGGCGCGAGAUGAAGCUGGACCACGCAGAAGUCUGCGACUCCACAAGAACGGGCCGGCACGACUACAUGCAGAACGCCAUUGCCCGGGCCUUCAUGCAGCUCAACCGCCGCGCGACACAAGAGCCCUCCGGCUUCCCAGGCGCAGGCGGCAAGCGCGGUGACAUCCUCAGCUUCGACAAGUCUGGCGAUUACACCGUGUUUGACCUCGUGUUUGCCGCCCCCGCGGCCAGCUCGUACCAACCACAGGCCGCCAAAGUCAACCUCUACGCGGCGUCGCAGGCGGAACAACGCAAGAUCAAGAAGUACCAGGCCAUCCUACGCGACCAGGGCGACUUCAAAUUUGUGCCGAUUGCGAUCGAGGCCGGCUCGGGCGCCUGGGGCUCGAAGUUCCGGAAGUUCUUCAGCAGCGACCUUAUGUCCACGACGGACCCACAAACACCACCACACGUGCGCACUUUUACCUCCAUGCACAGCAGCACGUACUGGCGGCAAGUGUUGUCCAUCGCGAGAUGCAAGGCUGAGUGCUACGCGAACCUCCGGUGCAUCGGCCAGAUGCCUCACGACAAGCGGGGCAAAAACCAGCCGGGCUCGAGCACCCAGACGGUACAACGAGCGCGCGCUCAAGCCCAGCGCAACCACCAACAGGGCAAGCGCACCCGCAAGCGCAAGCAUCCGCAGACCACACCCCCCGGCCACAGCGGCCAGCGCAGCAAUGACAGCAACAACGGCACUGCUGCCACCGCCGCUGCCACCGCCACCACCGACAACGAUGAGGGACAGCCACGCAGCGCCCCAGUGACCUCACGAAGCCCGGGUGGCCCGGCCGCAACAGAGCCCCCUGCAACUGUCUAA